CAAUUUCGCAACUACAAAAAUAGUAUCGUGUGGUUCGAUAUUUGCGCUAGCUUUUGGAUGAGACCACACACUCGCCCGUCCAUCAUAACUAUUGUCUGAUAAAUUGACGGAUUAUUUUCUUGCUGUUGUGUGUAAUUUAUUGAUUAGAAGCUCUACUGUGAAGUGACAAAAAACCCAUUAAAUAAAUCUUUUGUGACAACGACAACAUGGAUGGAGCGAGUACGGUUUAUUCUAAUAAUAGUAGCCUUAAUGGUGGCACCAUGAAUGGAUCUUCCGGUAGUCAAAUAACCAAUGGCACUGUACGUAAUAGAGAUUCUUGGGAAGAAGUCACUAUUGAGGUGCCCUGGGGUACAGUACAAGGAAAAUGGUGGGGAAGUCGUAAUAAACAACCAAUACUAGCAUUGCACGGAUGGCAAGAUAAUUGUGGUAGCUUCGAUAGAUUAUGCCCACUUAUGCCACCAGAGAUACCCGUCCUGUGCAUUGAUUUACCAGGUCAUGGAAAAUCUUCACAUUACCCCAAAGGCAUGCAAUAUUUCAUAUUUUGGGAUGGUAUAUGUCUGAUUCGUCGCAUUGUACGCAAAUAUGGCUGGAAACGUGUGACUUUAAUGGGCCACUCCUUGGGUGGUGCUCUAACGUUUAUGUAUGCCGCUAGUUUCCCCACAGAGGUGGAAAAAUUAAUAAAUAUUGACAUUGCUGGGCCCACAGUGCGCAGUAUUGAACGUCAUGCCGACAUAACGGGAUGGGCAUUAGAUAAAUUUUUGGACUAUGAAACAUUACCUGAAACCAAAGUACCUUGUUAUACGUACGACGAAAUGGUGAAACUGGUCUUAGAUGCUUAUGACGGCUCCGUUGAUGAGUAUUCGGUAAAGAUAUUGAUGGAACGUGGUAUGGAAACGGCACCCCAACAUUUGCACAAAAACGGUUAUCACUUUUCCAGAGAUUUACGUUUAAAAAUCUCUCUACUUGGUAUGUUUACAGCUGAACAAGUAUUAGCCUAUGCCAAACGUAUACGCUGUAAAGUUUUAAACAUUCGCGGCAAUCCGGGCAUGAAAUUUGAAAAUCCUCAAGUCUACGAACAAGUUAUUGAAACUCUAAAAGAAAAUGCUGAACUUGUGAUAUACAAAGAAGUACCUGGCACACAUCACUUGCAUCUUUGCACACCGGAACGUGUGGCUCCGCUUAUAAAUGAGUUUUUAUUAGAAGCUUAAUGGAAAUAAAUACAAACAAAAGCUGUAAAAUCAGUAGGGGUGCAAGUGUGAGGCUUAAUUAAUUAAGUUUCUUUAAGAUAAUUUUAUAAGUUGUAUUAUUUUUAAAUUUAAAUUUUUAGAAAAAGAGAGAAAUAAGCUUUUGCUGUUUUAUGAAUAUACAUAAACAUUUUAGUGAUAUAGGUACAUACAUAUACUUACAUAUUUUUGAAUCACUUAUACUUACAAUUCUAAAUUGUUAAUUUUAGCAAAAUUAUUGUAGUAAAUAUCAGUUUGAAGACACAACUAUUUAUUUUUUGAAAUAACUUACGUUUUAAGAAUGAAAUUUACUAAAAAAAACAUUGUAAACUUAUAACACUUUUUCCAUUUCAAAUUAAAAAAAUAGUGAAACUCUUUCACAAAUAACUAAA
This is a messenger RNA of Lucilia sericata (common green bottle fly), 1615 nucleotides long. RefSeq names its product probable serine hydrolase (gene kraken). The transcript is spliced from 4 exons. NCBI's taxonomy places the organism in Eukaryota, Metazoa, Arthropoda, Insecta, Diptera, Calliphoridae. Bases 207 to 1208 code for a protein of 333 amino acids. The record is from RefSeq and is a predicted model, not a curated record.